Mus musculus (house mouse) is the source of this 2406-nucleotide messenger RNA. RefSeq names its product low density lipoprotein receptor class A domain containing 2 (gene Ldlrad2). The transcript is spliced from 5 exons. The record is from RefSeq and is marked validated. The coding region runs from base 163 to 1197 and encodes 344 amino acids. NCBI's taxonomy places the organism in Eukaryota, Metazoa, Chordata, Mammalia, Rodentia, Muridae.
ACCUGGGAGGGAGAGCCCAGAACACAGUGAGGAGACCUGAGGAGCCUCCCUGUCCCCUUGUGCCCUGCUCAUUUCCUAGAGCAGCCAGGGCCUGCACCCCAGGCUCCCCAAAGGCCUACAGGAGAUUGCGCAGGUCUGCCCCCUGCUGGGCACAGAUCCAGGAUGGCUUUUCUUUGGCAGCUGCCCCAAAGGCUGCUCCUGUUGGGGACAACCGCCUUGACUGUGUCUGCCUUGGGGACAGCGGACCUGACGGACCUGUGCGGACAGACCUGGCAGGAAGACGCGCUGCAGCUGCGCUCGCACUCGGCUUCACGCAAGUUCUACUUCGUGACUCCGGACACUGACUGCAUUCUGUGGUUGCGUGCUGCAGCCCCUGAAGACAGGAUGCGCUUCCAGUUCCGCUUCUUUCUGGUUUACAGCCUGUCCUCGGCCAUCCGGAUCACCGCAGCCACCCAGGCCACUGCGGCCACACCAACAACCAAAGCAUCCUCCCGCGACCCGUGCGCACCGGGCUCCUACCUGCAAUUCUACGACGGCCCGCAAGAGGCGCCCCGGGCCCUGGGGCCUCCGAUCUGUGGCCUGACCAUUCCAGCCCCAUUCACGUCCUCUGGGCCCUGGCUUGGCUUGCGCUUGGUCACUAGGGGCCGCCAACCCCGGGUGGACUUUUUGGGCGAGGUCACCUCUUUCCACCUGGGGUCUUGCGGCACCUACUUCCGCUGUCGGAAUGGCAGAUGUGUGCCCCGGAGCCUCCUAUGUGAUGACUGGAACAUGGACAACUGCGGCGACGGCAGUGACCAGGACUCCCGUCCCCCAGCCAGCUGUGGAGGUCCCUCUCUGGUACCCAAGGAGAUGGGGACAUUGGAAGAUAACAGUUCCAAGGCGCUGACUCUUCUUGUGGCUCCUGGUUCCACAGCUGAGCGGACCCCUCCAGAAGGCCUGGCGCCCAUCACACAAGAAGUGUUGGAAGGUCCCUGGCUCUGGUGGGUGGCUCUGGCCUCCUCAAUGCUGCUGACCUGCACUGGCCUCCUCUGGUGCUGCUGUUGCCCAGGUUGGCUGGCCUGGCACCCAGGUGCCCACAGGCUCCGCCUCAGAUGCUGUGCAGCCUGCAAUGUUUGUCACCUAUGUCCUGGCCGGGUGGCUCCUGGGGGUCUGUGGCUGAGCUGGCCGGCCUUCCAGAACCAGGGAGGUCAUCGUUAGGGGGCUGUAGUGAUCAGUUGAUUAGGCUCUGGGCUCUGACAGGCCUGGGCUUUAAGCUCUUUUAGCUGGCUGACUUGGAAGAGGUCACUUGGUUCUUUGACCCUCAGUCUGUCUCUCUGAGAAAUGGACCAUGUCUGGUUCCCAAACAAGGUAAAGGUUGCAGAAAACAGGAGGAUCAGGCCAGCCUGGUCUACAUAUAGAGUUCUAGGACAGCCGUGGCUCCAAGGAGAGACACUGUCACAAAAAAACAAACAAACAAACAAACAAAAAAAACCCAAGCCAUAUCAAUCCAAACCAAAGCAAGAGAGAUGUCUCAGUGGUUAAGAGCACUGGCUGCUCUUCUUGAGGUCCUGAGUUCAAAUCCCAGAACCCACGUGGCAGCUCACAACUGUCUAUAAUUCCAGUUCCAGGGGAUCCAACACCCUAUUCUCCUGGUUUCCUCAGAUAUCAGGUACACACGUGGUAGGGGAAAAAAAAAAAGAAAGACCAGACCUAAGAACACAACAGACCAAAGAAUGAUACAAUCUCUUGUCCUGGGUCAAAUACAGGGAAGGACACCUGAAGUAGGGCUACAGUGAUCACCAGCAGCUGGUGGUGUCCUAGAUGGAAGGGUGAAGCACUUGGGACAGUGUCCUGAUGUGGGGGCCUCAGUGCAGCAGGUCUCCCUGCUUGUCUUUUGUUUGAGUUGCGAACUAUUGGGACCCAGCUCCAUGGCGGCUGGCAACACUAACUGGGACGUUAAACUCAAACUAUAGCAGGGCCUCUCUGCGUCUCGGGCUGUUGCCUUCACCGGGGCCUCUUCAAACCUUCUGUAGUUGUUCUGUGGUACAGCACGCACCUAUAUACCCGUAGAUAUACACAAGACAACGAGACGUGCCCUGAGACGUCUGAGAAUUACCAUUAGUCACUACGACUGGAAGGAGAGGAUCUGAGAUUGCCAAGGGUCAUGUCUGAGAGAGAAGCUGUAGCCAAUGAUAUAUUUUUUGUUUUGUUUUGUUUUUUGUUUUUUUUUCUCUGUUUAGUCCUGGCUGUCCUGGAACUCACUCUGUAGACCAGGCUAGCCUCGAACUCAGAAAUUCGCCUGCCUCUGCCUCUGCCUCCCAAGUGCUGGGAUUAAAGGCGUGUGCCACCACGCCCAGCUGCAGCCAAUGAUAUUUGACGUAGCUUAUAUAAAUUUAUUGUCACUCAAUAAAGCUUGAUUUGUGGGAA